AUGGAAAAAUGUUUGAGGGCACAAGGGUUCAAGGGGAACCCUUACAGGCUCCUCCAUGGCGACACGAAGGAAAUGGCCGACUUAAUUAGGGUUGCGAAAUCGAAACCUAUCAAAUUAUCAGACGAUAUAGUCCCCAGAGUUUUGCCUUUGCAUCAUCAUAUUAUCAAAACGUACGGAAAGGCUUCAUACAUAUGGAUUGGGCCAGUUGCGAGAUUAAUAAUCUUGGACCCACAGCUAAUCAAAGAAAUCCUGAACAAUAAUGGCAUCUUCAAAAAGCCCAUCCCAAACCCGUUAGCUAAAUUCCUCGUGUCCGGGUUAUCGGGUUAUGAGGAUGAAAAAUGGGCCAAGCAUAGGAAAAUCAUUAAUCCAGCUUUCUAUCUCGAGAAUCUCAAGAAGAUGGUGCCCGCUAUGCGUGAAAGCUGCAUGAAGAUGAUACGAGAUUGGGAAGAGAGAAUAAUGGGAGAAGAUAAUGAGAGGGUAGAAAUGGAUGUGGGCCCACAUUUGUCGGACUUGGGCUGCGAUCUUAUGCUUCGAACCGCUUUCGGAGGGUCCGAUGAAGAAGGGUUGAGGAUUUUCCAGCUUCAGAAGGAGCAAGCUGAGCUCACCCGUCAGGUUUUGCAGUCUGUUUACAUUCCUGGAUGGAGGUUUGUGCCAACAAAGAGAAACAGGAGGCUGAAGGUAAUCAACACACUUUUAUGCACCUCAGUGAAGAACAUCAUCAAACAAAGAGAAUUAAAAAGAGAAGAAUAUUUAUUACAAUCACAAAAAGAUAAUAUUAUUAGAGAAAAUAAUAAUAAUAAUAAUAAUAACGACUUGUUGGGCCUCCUUUUAAAGUCCAACAACAAACAAAUCCAAGAAAAUGGGAAAGCACAUGGUAUUACCAUUGAUGAAGUUGUUGAAGAAUGCAAGAAUUUCUAUCUAUCGGGCCAUGAAAGUAUCUCGAAUCUUUUGCUUUGGACAAUGCUUAUGUUGGCCAUUCAUCGAGACUGGCAAGAACGAGCCCGAGAAGAGGUUUUUCGAGUUUUCGGACACGACGAGCCUGAUUUUGACGGCUUGAGUCGACUCAAAAUAGUGACUAUGAUUUUAUACGAGGUUUUACGACUAUACCCACCUGCCGUAAUAUUCAACCGAACGAUCCACCGAGAAACAAAGCUGGCCGGAAUCACUCUCCCGGCUGGAGUCCACCUCCUCUUGCCCGUGAUCUUGAUCCACCACGACCCGGAACUCUGGGGUCGGGACGUGAAGGAAUUCAAACCCGAACGGUUUUCCCAAGGGGUCGCUAAGGCAACCCAAAACCGGCUUUCGUUCUUCCCCUUUAGCUGGGGCCCACGCAACUGCAUCGCCAAUAAUUUCACCCUUAUGGAAACAAAGGUGGCCUUAGCGUUGAUCCUUGCUCGAUUUUCUUUCGAGCUUUCCCCGUCGUAUAUCCACGCGCCGUCGUACGUAGUAACACUCCAACCACAGUUUGGGGUUCACCUAAUGUUGACUCGAAUUCGGCCCGACGGGUCGACGUGA
Molecule: messenger RNA, 1515 nt
Organism: Striga hermonthica
Lineage: Eukaryota; Viridiplantae; Streptophyta; Magnoliopsida; Lamiales; Orobanchaceae
Source: the annotation of a GenBank genome assembly